AUGAGUUACGGGCGCUCGCCUCCGCGUAUUGAUGGGAUGGUUUCUCUAAAAGUGGAUAAUUUGGCAUAUCGUACGACAGUCGAGGAUCUUCGCAGAGUGUUUACUCGUUAUGGGGAUGUUGGUGAUAUUUAUAUCCCUCGGAACCCAUUUUCAAUGGACAGUAGGGGCUUUGCAUUUGUUAGAUAUUACAAUGACCGUGAUGCCGACGACGCUAUUCGUGCUAUGGACGGCCGCAAGAUUGAUGGCAGAGAAAUUCGUGUCCAGCGCGCAAUGUAUGGGAGGCCUAAUUCUCGAAGGCGGGGAAGUCUCGGGAUUCACUUUUGCUUUACUGCUUUAAAAAUUUGUAGACGGUCACCCUCCCCUAGACGUCGGCGCUCAAGGUCUUACUCCCCACGUCGUAGAUCGUCACGGGAUCGCUAUGACGACGAUGAUUAUAGAAGAGAAAAAUAUCGUGACAGCAGAUCUCGCUCUCGAGAUCGUUAUUAA
Mesocestoides corti is the source of this 486-nucleotide messenger RNA. The record is from the annotation of a GenBank genome assembly. NCBI's taxonomy places the organism in Eukaryota, Metazoa, Platyhelminthes, Cestoda, Cyclophyllidea, Mesocestoididae.